Messenger RNA from Asparagus officinalis (garden asparagus), 1360 nucleotides. Its product is annotated as chloroplast sensor kinase, chloroplastic-like. The transcript has 6 exons. Bases 80 to 1021 code for a protein of 313 amino acids. The record is from RefSeq and is a predicted model, not a curated record. NCBI's taxonomy places the organism in Eukaryota, Viridiplantae, Streptophyta, Magnoliopsida, Asparagales, Asparagaceae.
AUUUGAAUUCAUAUUCGAUCUAUAGAAGAUCUCCGUGCCGAUUCUAAACUUAUUACUUACUUUCCUUCCACAGAAAGCAAUGUUGCUUCAACAAUCUUCAUGGCAGAAUAAUGUUCGAAUUAGUCAUCUUGUUGAACAAAUUCGUGGCUCCCUUUCUAAUAUUAGAGCGCUUAGCAAAAUGUUAUCUGUUCAUUUGAAGAGAAAUGAGAUAUCGCAUGAUAUCACUGAGAACAUACUCAUGCAAGGUGAUCAUGUGAAAGACACACUCCAACAACUUCAGGAUGCUGUUUACCUUACUAAGGACAAUAUUGUCCAGUAUAAUGAAGAUAUGCUGAGGAGGAUGCAUGAUCCAACAUAUAAUCAUCAAGAAUCAUUCAAGCCUUUUUUAUCUGACUAUCAUGUUAGAGAACCUGAAGAAGAUAUUGCACAAAAGAUGGAUGCUUUACUUCCUCUAGGCUCUAAAAGAAAGAACGUCGAGAUACCUAUGCCACCACUUUUGCUUGCACCUAUUCAGAAGCAUGGUAUCAGACCAUGCAUUAUGUCUGAGGUAUUAAAGGAUUUGGUUGGGGCUGCAGUACCUCUUGCUACUAAACAACAACGCUUUCUUGUACUCAGUGAAGUUAGCCACCCGUUGCAUGUUGCUGUUGAAGAAUCUGCUCUUCGCCAGGCUCUUAGUAAUCUUAUUGAAGGUGCUCUACUCCGUACCCAGAUUGGUGGAAGAGUUGAAAUAUAUGCCACUUCAGCACCGGCUGGAGGCACUUUCAUUGCCAUUGAUGAUAAUGGGCCUGAUAUGCACUACAUGACACAGAUGCGUUCACUGACACCCUUUAGGGAGAACCUAUUGUCAGAUGGUAAGGUGGAGGACAACGUGACCUGGAACUUUGUUGCAGGAGUGGCCGUUGCCCGUGAGGUCCUUGAGAACUACGGUUGUGUUGUCCGUGUCAUCUCUCCUCGUACUCCAGAUGUAAUGUUGGGUGCUAGGGGAACUCGUAUAGAACUCUGGUUGCCUUCAAACCACUAAAAUGACAACUCAAUAGUAUCUGUUGUGGAAGCAUAGUUUCUAUACAGUUCUUGUGUAUAGUGUAGUAUCAUUCUUCUUUCCCAUAAAUCUAUAUGUUGGGAAUGGAUAUGUUGGUGAUCUGCCAUUAGUCCUGCAUUCACCUUUGAAUUAACGUGGAGUUUAUUGUUGUUUAUUAUGGCCUGCUUAUGCUAAGCAAUCUUAAUGUAUUUUAUAGUUUGGGGUCGAAUAUCAAUAUGAUAAUAUGGUCGUCCAACUUGAUUAUGUAGAUAGCUAUAAUCUAGAAUUAACACAAUGUUGCUUGGUUUGAUGAAUGUGAAAAAGCAAGUUGAUUUGGGAUUA